Molecule: messenger RNA, 2965 nt
Organism: Camelina sativa (false flax)
Lineage: Eukaryota; Viridiplantae; Streptophyta; Magnoliopsida; Brassicales; Brassicaceae
Source: RefSeq, a predicted model, not a curated record
CAUCGACGACGAAUUUUCAUCGAAACCUUUCUUUCGCUUGACCUGAAAAGUCAAUAGUUGACCCAAAAGAGUCACUCACCACCCCUGGUUUAAUAUUACACACAUGAAUCUCUUAUCUUCUCAGUUCUUUCUUCCAAUUGUGUUUUUUUUUUUUCAGUUCCAAUGAUCUGUCACGCUUUGUUAGUUUUCUUUAUCCUCGUUACCGUUGCCGUCGUAGGAGAAGUAGCCAAGGCGGCGUACGAACCCACCGUUGUCUUUCUCAUCAACUGCGGUUCUACCUCCAACAACAGUGAUACCACCAAUGGCCGAACAUGGACACCGGAGAUAGGCAAAAUACUGCCGUCGAAUUCAGACUCUGCGUCCUUCUCUUCAGAUGCGUUAUACCAAGACUCAGGGAUUACUCAAGUGCCGUACAUGAAAGCUCGUAUUUUCCGAUCAGAGUUCACCUACACUUUUCCAGUCAGUACUCCCGGCUGGAAACUCCUCCGGUUAUUCUUUUACCCGACCCGAUACGGAUCCGGAUUCGACGCCGCUCCUUCCUUCUUCGACGUCAACGUCAACGGUUUCACUCUCUUGCGAAACUUCAGCGUAGAUUCAACGGUAAAAGCUUCCAAACAAGUGUCAAAGUCUCUUAUCAAAGAGUUCAUCGUUCCGGUCCACCAGACUUAUCUGAAACUCACUUUCACACCGUCUCCGAAUUCGUUAGCUUUCGUUAACGGAAUCGAGAUCGUCACCAUGCCUGAUCAGUUUUACUCAAAGGGAGGAUUUGACGACAUGAUAACAAACCUCAUUAGCUCUACUGACUUCGUGAUAGACAACUAUACGGCUUUAGAGACUGUUCACCGGUUAAACGUUGGCGGACAAACUGUCAAUGACGUCGGACGUUCUGGAAUGUUCCGGCAGUGGCUUUCCGACGAUGAUUAUUCCGAUACUUCUGGAUUCAUUGCGAACAUACCAGGUGUAAAGAUCCGUUACACCGAGAAAACUCCAGAGUAUGUUGCCCCGGAAAGUGUGUAUGCCACGUCUCGCCAUAUGGGGAACCCACAGGACCCUUCAAUCAACAGAAAUUUCAACCUGACGUGGUACUUUACAGUGGACGCCGGGUUUAAAUACCUCGUGAGGCUACAUUUCUGUGAGACUAUUCCGCAAGUGAUCGUACUGAACCAGAUCGUUUUCUCCAUCUUCAUCGGACAUCAGAUUGCUAAGAAGGAGGUGGACGUGAUUCAGUUGAGCGGUGGUUCUCGUAUUCCGAUGUAUCUAGAUUUCAGUGUGUAUGUUGGUUCCGAAAACGGGUCGAGACCUGAUCUACUACUUGAUUUGCAUCCUUACAUGGACACUGGUGCAUCAUAUUAUGAGGCUCUUCUGAAUGGUGUAGAGAUUCUCAAGCUGAAUGACUCUCAAGGUAAUCUCGCAGGACCUAAUCCAAAUCCUCCAAUACCAAGGGACCCAACACCAAACAGUGUGAGGCCGCCGACUAGUAAAGGUAAUAAGUCAAAUGUUUUGCCGAUCAUACUUGCAGUGGUUGGUUCUGCAAUUGUGCUUGCGGUUUUUGUUGUUGUUGUCCUCGUGGUUAUGAAGAGGAGGAAGAAGAAUAGGAACGAGUUUAGUACUGUACACACCACGAGCAAGCCUUCUACGAACUCGUCAUGGGGUCCUAUUCCGCACGGGACAGGUUCCACAAAUACAAAAUCAGCAACAUCUCUCCCGUCAGAUCUAUGCCGUCGGUUCUCCAUCUACGAAAUCAAAUCCGCCACAAACAAUUUCGAGGAAAAGCUAAUCGUUGGAGUAGGCGGGUUUGGUUCUGUCUUCAAAGGACGAAUAGACGGUGGAGCCACGCUUGUUGCGGUUAAACGGCUGGAAAUUACAUCGAACCAAGGUGCUAAAGAGUUCGAAACAGAGCUCGAGAUGCUCUCAAAGCUCCGACAUGUACAUCUCGUCUCUCUAAUUGGAUACUGCGAUGAGGACAACGAGAUGGUACUUGUCUAUGAAUAUAUGCCACAUGGUACACUUAAAGAUCAUCUUUACAAGAGAGACAAGGCCUCUGAUCCUCCAUUGUCGUGGAAACGGAGGCUAGAGAUCUGCAUUGGAGCGGCUCAUGGACUACAGUAUCUCCAUACCGGCGCAAAGCACACGAUCAUACAUCGAGACAUCAAAACCACAAACAUACUUCUUGAUGAAGACUUCGUAGCCAAAGUAGCUGACUUUGGUUUAUCAAGAGUCGGUCCUACUAGUGCUUCUCAAACUCACGUCUCUACCGUCGUUAAAGGAACGUUUGGUUAUUUGGACCCUGAGUACUAUCGCCGUCAAAUCUUAACAGAUAAAUCUGACGUGUACUCCUUUGGAGUUGUUCUGUUCGAGGUUUUAUGCUGUAGACCGAUUCAAAUGCAGAGUCUUCCACGGGAACAAAUGGAUUUGAUCCGAUGGGUGAAGUCAAAUUACAAAAGAGGUACCGUUGAUCAGAUCAUUGACCAAGACCUAGCUAAUGAUAUUACUUCGGUAUCAUUGGAGAAGUUUUGUGAGAUAGGCGUUAGAUGUGUUCAAGAUCGUGGUAUUGAACGGCCAUCGAUGAACGACGUCGUUUGGGCGCUUGAGUUUGCUCUUCAGCUUCAUGAGACUGAUAAGAAGAAGAAUGGCAAUGUGGAGUCUCUGGAUGUAAUGCCACACGGCGAGGUAGGUACGACGACUGAGGGAGAAGAUGACAUGUUUAGUAGGACCUCAGGACACGUGGCGAAUUCGUCCACUACCGAUGACUCUGCUCCUCUGAUUGGUGAUGAGAGGAGUGGUUCGAGUUGGGGAGUAUUUUCCGAGAUCAAAGACCCUAAAGCACGGUAAAUUUGAUGGCUUGAUAAACAAGUAUUACAUUCUAUUUAGGGUUAUAUACUUAUACAUUAUUUGUCUAUGUAUAAUUGUUGAAUAAAAACAUAAUGUAUUGUAUUUAUUAUAUUAUUAUGAAUUAUAUUUAGCA